Messenger RNA from Mytilus trossulus (common blue mussel), 1842 nucleotides. RefSeq lists its product as uncharacterized. Lineage: Eukaryota; Metazoa; Mollusca; Bivalvia; Mytilida; Mytilidae. The record is from RefSeq and is a predicted model, not a curated record. Bases 7 to 1842 code for a protein of 611 amino acids. The transcript is spliced from 6 exons.
AUAAACAUGGCAACUCCAAGCAAUAUAAGGUGUGCAAGAUGCAGUAUGGUUGUGCUAGAUGUAUGUAAUGCAAUAAUGCAAGAUCUGAUGCAACAUCAACCUAUAUCAGCGCCAGAUCUAUAUAAGAUGAUUAUGAAAGAUAGAUAUUUUCUAACGAAAAAGAUUAAUUCAAUUGAAAUUCACACAAUCCAAACUUUAAUAACAGACGGAUUUUCCAAAUUAGAUUUCUCAAUUAUAUACAAGAUAGCGAAGUAUUUUAGAGGUUUGAUUCCUACACCAACAAGAAACUGGGGUACAAAUCCACUGCCAAAUGAAAUUGAGGAAGGUGAUGAUGUAGAAAGGCUUCGCCGAAAAAGGAACUACAUGGUUCAUAAGGUUGAUGCAGAGAUAUCAGAGCAAGUCAUGAACGAAUUCUUUACUACCAGUAUUGAAAUUGGAAGGCGUAUUGAUAAUUAUUUGAAUAAAACAGGUGAAGAUGGACAUGAAGAAAAGAUUAAACACUAUCAGUCUUGUUCUUUGGAACCGGAAACAACAGAAAACUAUCUCCGUGCUCUUCGGGAAAUAGAAUGUCUUAAAGAAAAAUUGACAUUAAAGGUUGGCAACAAAGAACUUCAUUUCUAUGAAGGAAAUUCAAUCGCACAUGUUGUGGCAAAGUUAAAUGAGUCUCAGAGCUUAAAUGAAGGGGAUCAUAUGACUCCAGUGAAACUGAUAUUACAUGAUGUUAAAGAUGAGGACCAGCAAAUAGAACUGUUGAACAAAUUACGUACGGAGAACAACUUCGACACUGACAAUAUUAGGUUUAUAAGUGCAACAAAAGAAUGCAUAGCGGUCUUCGUGUAUAUUCGAACUACGAUACUCGUAAACAGUACCAUUCGUUCAUCAGAAAUAAAGCUGUUUGUACAAAAAAUGAUUUCGUCGACAGGAAUGAUGUUUUAUGUCGAAGAAGAUUUGAAUAUAGUUGUUGUUUCAUCGGAAGACGAAAUAAACGAAUGUCCAUCAAAUGAGAUUGCAGAAGAUGUCAGAGAACAAAGUGACAUUUCAUUAGUUCUUAAUCUUGAGAUGGGAAAAAGAGUGAUGCAAUCAAACGAGUCGGUAAAAGAAAAUUUUGAAAGAUUUCUUGGUAACAUAUACGAGAGAACGAAUGGAAGUGUUUUCAGUCACAGAGAAGAUACUCCGUUUAACGUCGUUUUAGCUGAAAAUGACAAUGUAAGAUACAUACAAGAAGGUCUGCUAGAACCAAUGGAGCUAUUGUUAUGCCCAAGGACAGGUUUAGACAGGUGUUUACCAUUAAAAGGUGGUUAUAUUGCCUGGGCAGGAGGAAUCGCCAAAGGUGGCUCCGUUGCUACUCAUGCAGUUCUCUCACGAAAACGAAGAACAUCAGUUGAAGAGAUUUCAAAAAGAUAUAAUGAAAAAAUGAAUAAAUGGAAAGAAGAGUGCUUGACAAUAGGUAUUAUGUUACAAAAUAAAGUUAACCAGCCAAAUCGCCAUUCAAGCCUGGCUGAAGAAUUUCCUCAUUGGUUUAACUUUUGGGCUAAACUUAUAAUAGGGUCAUCUCAAGUUAAUAAGAGUACAGAAUGGGAAAGUAUCGCUCAAAUAAUCUUAAUAUCGUUGCGCAUAGAUACUGCCUUUGAUGAUCCAGAUAUAGGAAGAUGUGCUGUGAGCGGCAUUUUGUUGAUACCGCUAGAUUUAAACAACAUUGUUGAUUCAGUUAUUGAUGUCCACAAGAAAAAUCCACAUAGAAUAUCAUCAUCUAUAAGAGCAAUUGGGAAAAAAAUUAAAGAGAAGUGUCCAACUGAAACCGAAAUAGAAACAAUGAUAAGAGAAACAAUAAAUCGUUUGUGA